AUGGUGACCAGAUUCUUGUUGGGUACCUUCGAAGCCGGAUUCUUCCCAGGAGUAGUCUUUUACAUCACUAUGUGGUAUAAGAGAUCCGAGCAGAAUUAUAGGGUUGGUCUCCUUUUUUCCGGAGCUACGAUUGCAGGGGCUUUUGGUGGUCUUUUGGGUUAUUUAGUCAUGGAUCUGAAUGGAAAGUACGGAUUAAGCGGAUGGCAAUGGAUUUUUUUGAUCGACGGUUCAGUUACUGUCGUUGCAGCGAUCAUAGCUUACUUUACCAUCUUGGAUUUCCCCCAAACCGCGAAAUGGUUAUCAGAGAGUGAACGCAAAUUAGCUCUCCAACGACUCCAACACGAUACUGGCUCUUUAAUCACCAAUAAUUUCCGUGUCGACCAAAUUAUGAUUGCUGUUAGAGAUUGGAAAGUAUGGAUCUCGACAUUUAUCUUUAUGGGGAUCGUCGCCGGCACUUAUUCCUUUUCAUUCUUCAUUCCUACGAUUGUGCAUGGUAUGGGGUUUACUCCUGUUAUUUCCCAAUUGCUUACCGCACCACCAUUCAUUUGUGGAUCCGUGACCACGAUAUCAACUGCGAUAUUGUCGGACAAAAUUAGAAAUCGCGCACUAUUCUUGACGUCAUUUUUAACAUUCACCAUGUGUGGAUAUUUGUUACUUAUAAUUCCUGGCGCGUCAACAGCCGUUAAGUAUUUAGGAACUUGUGUUAUUGGUCUUGGAUUAUUUCCAUGCGUUUCGAUAUCUAUCACAUGGUUAACAAGUAAUAUGGCGGGUGACUUAAAACGAGCAGUGGGAAGUGCGAUAAUGUUAUCGGUGGGGAACAUUGGGGGAGUAAUCGCUUCACAAAUGUAUCAAUCGAAGGAUUCGCCAGACUAUCGAAUUGGUAAUACAAUCGCCUUAUGUUUCUUAAUGAUGUCCACUGUGUUAGUGAGCAUUCAGCACCAAAGGUUAAAAAAGGAGAAUGAAAGAAAGAUUAGAGAUCCCGGGCAGUAUUUAAAAGGAAAGAGCGAAGAAGAAAUUGGGAAUUUGGGAGAUAUACACCCUGAAUUUAUUUAUAAUUUAUGA
This is a messenger RNA of Acaulospora morrowiae, 1062 nucleotides long. Lineage: Eukaryota; Fungi; Glomeromycota; Glomeromycetes; Diversisporales; Acaulosporaceae. The record is from the annotation of a GenBank genome assembly.